CUCGCAGUUUCGACACUCAGUGGUUAAGCCACAGUGGUAUUAUAUAUUUUGAUAAAUUAUAUUUCAUUUCAAUCUGACCAUAAUACAAAAUGAGUGAACGUGCGGUUUUUUUGAUUUUAACUAUCAGUUUAAGCGUGGCUUAUGGAUUAGAUUUGUUUAGAGUUGAUGGUUUUUAUAGAAAUUUAGAGAAAAGGGAUAAUCUAAUAAUGUCACCUGAUCGUAUAGCGACAAACCUUAUUAGACAGAAAAAUUUGAUGAAACGAGAUAUGAUAGAAGAUAUUACCAAAAAAUCUACAAAACCCAUGAAUUUUGAAGAUCAAGGUUUCAAAUCAAAAUCCGUAUCACCAUUAGUUAAACGAGAUAUGAUGGAAGAUAUUACCAAAAAAACUACGAAACCCAUGGAUUUUGAAUAUCAAGGUUUCAAUCCAAAAUCCGAAUCAUUAUUAGUUAAACGAGAUAUGAUAGGAGAUAUUAACAAAAAAACUACGAAACCCAUGGAUUUUGAAGAUCAAGGUUUCAAUCCAAAAUCUGUAUCACCAUUAGUUAAACGAUGUAAUUAUGGUAAGAUAAAUGAUUGUUAUGAAUCAAAUACAAAUGUAGAAACCCGAGAAGUUGAGAAAAAAGAAGAACAUAAUUAUUCAUGUUACUCAUCAGCCAGUGAAACUGAUGAAAGUGUUAAGAAAGAUUCGGGUAAGGAAUGUAAAUGCUUUGAUUCAAAAACAAAUGAAGAAAAUUGUGAAGAAAAGAAAAAAGAAAAAAAGAAAUCUUCAUCUUGCUCAUCAUUCAGUGAAACUGAUAAAAAGGAUAAGAAAGAUUCGGAGAAGAAAUGUAAAUGCUCUGAUUCAAAAUCAAAAGGAGAAAACCGUGAUGAUGAGAAAUGUAAAUGCUCUGAUUCAAAAACGAAUGUUAAAACUCGUGAUGUUGAGAAAAAAGAAAAAAAGAAAUCUUCAUCUAGCUCUUCAUCAAACGAAACUGAUAAAAAGGAUAAGAAAGAUUCGAAUAAGAAAUGUAAAUGCUCUGAUUCAAAAACAAAAGGAGAAAACCGUGAUGAUAAGGAUAAGAAAUGUAAAUGUUUUGAUUCGAAAACAAAUGAAGAAAGCAGUGAAGAAAAGAAAAAAGAAAAAAAGAAAUCUUCAUCUAAUUCAUCAUCCAGUAAAACUGAUAAAAAGGAUAAGAAAGAUUCGGAUAAGAAAUGUAAAUGCUCCGAUUCAAAAACUAAAGGAGAAAACCGUGAUGAUGAGGACAAGAAAUGUAAAUGCUCUGAUUCAAAAACAAAAGGAGAAGACCGUGAUGAUAAGGAUAAGAAAUGUAAAUGUUUUGAUUCGAAAACAAAUGAAGAAAGCAGUGAAGAAAAGAAAAAAGAAAAAAAGAAAUCUUCAUCUAAUUCAUCAUCCAGUAAAACUGAUAAAAAGGAUAAGAAAGAUUCGGAUAAGAAAUGUAAAUGCUCCGAUUCAAAAACUAAAGGAGAAAACCGUGAUGAUGAGGACAAGAAAUGUAAAUGCUCUGAUUCAAAAACAAAAGGAGAAGACCGUGAUGAUAAGGAUAAGAAAUGUAAAUGUUUUGAUUCGAAAACAAAUGAAGAAAGCAGUGAAGAAAAGAAAAAAGAAAAAAAGAAAUCUUCAUCUAAUUCAUCAUCCAGUAAAACUGAUAAAAAGGAUAAGAAAGAUUCGGAUAAGAAAUGUAAAUGCUCCGAUUCAAAAACUAAAGGAGAAAACCGUGAUGAUGAGGACAAGAAAUGUAAAUGUUUUGAUUCGAAAACAAAUGGAGAAAACAGCGAAGAAAAGAAAAAAGAAAAAAAGAAAUCUUCAUCUAACUCAUCAUCUAGUGAGACUGAUAAAAAGGAUAAGAAAGAUUCGGAUAAGAAAUGUAAAUGCUCCGAUUCAAAAACAAAAGCAGAAAACCGUGAUGAUGAGAAAUGUAAAUGCUCUGAUUCAAAAACAAAUGUUAAAACUCGUGAAGUUGAGAAAAAAGAAAAAAAGAAAUCUUCAUCUAGCUCUUCAUCAAAUGAAACUGAUAAAAAGAAUAAGAAAGAUUCGAAUAAGAAAUGUAAAUGCUCUGAUUCAAAAACAAAAGGAGAAAACCGUGAUGAUAAGGAUAAGAAAUGUAAAUGUUUUGAUUCGAAAACAAAUGAAGAAAGCAGUGAAGAAAAGAAAAAAGAAAAAAAGAAAUCUUCAUCGAACUCAUCAUCUAGUGAAAAUGAUAAAAAGGAUAAGAAAGAUUCGAAUAAGAAAUGUAAAUGCUCCGAUUCAAAAACUAAAGGAGAAAACCGUGAUAAUGAGGGCAAGCAAUGUACAUGCUUUGAUUCGAAAACAAAUGAAGAAAGCCGUGAAGAAAAGAAAAAAGAAAAAAAGAAAUCUUCAUCUGGCUCAUCUUGCACUGAAACUGAUAAAAAGGAUAAGAAAGAUUUGGAUAAGAAAUAUAAUUGCUCUGAUUCAAAAACAAAAGGAGAAACCUGCGAUGUUAAGAAAACAGAAAAAAAUAAAUCUUCAUCUAGCUCAUCAUUUAGUGAAACUGAUAAAAUGAAUAAGAAAGAUUCGGGUAAGAAACAAAAAUGCUCUGAUUCAAAAACAAACGAUAAAACCCGGGAUGGUGAGUGCAAUAGUUCUAAUUCAAUUAAUGAAAAUGGUGAAAUGAAGAGUGGUAGCCGAAGUUACUCCAAUUUGCAAACUGACUUAGAAAACAGUGAAAUUAUGAACCAUCAACAAAUUAAUUAUUCUGAGUCAGAGAUCGGUGAACAAGACAAUGAAACGAUGUUAAAUGAAAUAGACGAAUCUUCAUCUUCAUUAUCACAUUGUGGAAGUGGUAAAAAUGAAUUAAACAAAUCGAGUAACCAAUAUAGUGCGUAUGAAUCGGAAGUAAACAAUGAAAUUAGGCAAACGACGAAUAAAGAAAAUAACAAAUCGUCAUCUUCAGUAACGUGUUAUGGAAGUGGUAACGAGGGAAUAAAAAAAUCGAACAAUCAACGUUAUGAUUAUUCUGAGUCAGAUAUUAAAGAACAAGAUAAUGAAACGAUGUUUAAUAGAGACGUGAAUUCUUCAUCUAAAUCAACUCGUUAUGGAUGUGGUACAAAUGAAAUUAACCAAUCGGGGUUAAAACGUAUUAGUUCUGAAUCAGAAGUAGAUGAAGAAUUGUCAGGAUCAAUGGGAAUGAUGAAACAAGAAAGUAUAUCAUCGACUUCAUCAUCAGGUUAUAAUCAACGUAACAUCAUGAACUCAAAUUCUGCACGUGGAGAAUCAAGAAACACUGUGGUAAAUGAUCAAUCUACGUCGUCUGCAUUGUACAACCAAGGAGGUGAAAAUGCAAUGGGAAAUGCGGAAAUAAAACAAUUGAAAUAUUCAUCGUCUUCUACUUCCGUUUCUGGUGGUAAAAAACAAAUGAAUCAAGUGACACAAAAGUUGGAAUCAAAUCAAUUUGAGCACAAUUUGAAUUAUAACGAAUAUGGAAAUCAAGAAGAAGAAGAAGAAGAAAUUAAUCACUCUGGAUGCUCCAAUCAAUGAAUAAAUGUAAAAUGCAGUAAUAUCUAAUAUAAUAUUAUAAUAUUACCAUUAAAUAAUACAAUUUUUAGCAUCUUAUAAAAGUCUAAACAAUUUUUAAUAUAAUACUACUGAACUAAUAA
Molecule: messenger RNA, 3616 nt
Organism: Aphis gossypii (cotton aphid)
Lineage: Eukaryota; Metazoa; Arthropoda; Insecta; Hemiptera; Aphididae
Product: dentin sialophosphoprotein-like
Exons: 50
Coding region: 90-3497 (1135 amino acids)
Source: RefSeq, a predicted model, not a curated record